Molecule: messenger RNA, 2301 nt
Organism: Erigeron canadensis
Lineage: Eukaryota; Viridiplantae; Streptophyta; Magnoliopsida; Asterales; Asteraceae
Exons: 3
Coding region: 127-2103 (658 amino acids)
Source: RefSeq, a predicted model, not a curated record
CAAAAUAUAUAAUAAAAAUAAACAAAAACGAUAUCAGGAUCCACAAGUCGCAUAAAACGAGAUACCAUUCUCAUUCGGUCCUUUGAACUAAAAAUCACCACAAACAUAAACAUCGUCAGCCUUCCGAUGAUGAUGACGCCGGAAACAAACUGGAGCAUUUCAAGCGGCUCUCUCGCCUCCGCCGUGACCUUUGAGUCUUUCGAUUCCCCUCCCAUCGACUCCUCACUUCCUAAACCGCCCCUCCUUCUCAUUCCACCUCAUGAUUUCUCACCUUGCCAGAUCACACUAAAUUUCACUCAAAAGCACGAGAUUCGUCAGGUGUAUGUCAGAAGUACAGCACGUGUAUAUGAAAUAUAUUAUGCACCUGGUUUACAGAGUGAUAACGAGUAUUUGUGUACUGUGCGUUGUAACGCUGCUGUUUCCGUAGAGGAGAAUUCUUCUCCUGAAAGUGAUGAUUGGGUGGAGGUUAAAAACCUUCCUGUUAGUCUAGUUGAUGAAGGAAUUUCCGAUUUGCCUAACCAUACUUCGGAAAACAUCCGGAACCACAAGGAUUACUACGAAGCUACAGCAGAAAUCAAUGAUUCAGAGCCUUGUAUGUCGCUCACCAUUCGUUUGCUAUCACUUCAAACUAAAGGCUGUGUGUAUGUUGAUGAAGUAUAUGUGUUUGCUGACCCUAUUGACACCAGUGACUGCGAGGAGCAGACAGUCAAUGCAGAAGCCUCAUCUAGUUCGCUAAUGACCAUGCUAGUUCCCUCACUUUUAGGUCUAACCAAAUCAAGAUCUGCCCAGUUGCACAAUCGAAAUAGUUCGGAUCAUGUGAGUCAAACUGAGUAUAAACCUGCCACUUCAGUUAAUCUUGCUGAUCAGCAAGAUGCAAUGCUGCUUAAACAGAAUUGGUCCAAAACUGAGUUGGCUAGAUCUCAAUUACCAGUCUCGACUCCAGAUAAAGAUAAAGUUUGUGAUUCAAAAAUGGAAAAUGACUUUUCAUCUAAUUGCACUGUAACUUUACUGGAACAACUUGUCUCACGUGUGAGUAGAAUUGAAGAUAUUUGCUUGAGGUUUGAAGAAAAAAUGUUGAAACCAAUAAAUAACAUGGAGUCAAGACUAGAGCAGGUUGAGCAGCAGGUUGAAUUUCUUGUCAAAAAGUCCCAAUGUGCAGUGUCACGCUCUUGCCCAACAUUUGAAUUGAACUACGGAAAUCAUCCCGAACUUUGUGGUGAAUCUGAAUCAGAAAAGACGGAAUCUUUUUUAAACAGGUCCCACAAAUCACAUGAGGAUGCAACUGAUCUGGAGUCUACAUUCUAUUCUGAAAAAGAGGAAGAAAAUGAUAUUUUAAAAUCACCAGAGAAGGAACAACCGAAGAAAAGUGUUUCAAUUAAUGAUGCUUUGGCUGCAGCAUUAGCUGGAUUUUCGUCUUUUACCAAACCCGAUGAUAGUCUGACGGUUGUACCCCUUGAAUCCCUAGAAGAACCUUGUUUGAAAAAUAACCAGGUCCUUGUUGAUACACCUGUAGUAUCAAAUGCUGAUAGCGAGGCUUCAAUUUCUAGUGAAUCAUUGAAAGAAACGGAACAUGACUUUACGGAAGAGGAACAUGAUGAUACUACGCCUACUUGUGAUAUCAACAGAGAGAUUCCAGAUUAUCUUUUUCGUUUAGAAGGAAUGCCUGAAGUAGGCGAUGAAGAAGCUUUGGGUCCUAUCACCAGUCCUAGUCAUGAGGAUUGCGAAACUGAUACUCAGCUUGUUAAGCAAGAUUCUAUUAAAGCAUCCCAGGUAUUGCCUUCCGACAAAAUCGACAUUCUUAAAUAUUUCAGGGAUCAGUCUCCAGGAAGUUUUGAUUCUACAGUCGAUUUUGAAUCUCCUAUUCUUGAGGUGAAGUUUGAUUCUUUGGAGAAUGGUAGUCAUGGGUUCCAUCUUGAAGCCCUUUUCUCCAAUACAGACGAUCCCGCUACUGUUGAUGACUUGUUAAUUACCCCACAAUGGGAUGAAGAAUGUUCAACCGCAAAGAAUCUAUUGGUAGAUUUUGAUGGUGAUGUAGUCCUGGAAGGGGUGCAACAGGAUCAUCUACGUGUCCUUGAGGAAACAUCUUUUGCAAGUCUCAUUUGAUGCUCUUUCUUGGUAAGGGUUGUUUCUCAUUGUACAUAAACAUCAUAUAUCUACAUUACUCGAACUACAAGACCAUGCUAUCCGUGUUACAGUUGCUUGAAAGUCAUACAUUGUUUUACCAAUUAGGUUCAUGAAGUUGGGUUCUAGGAAACAUGUGUUUAAAAUCUAAAAAAAAAAGGAUCUUACCUGUCGUAUAAA